Ectocarpus sp. CCAP 1310/34 is the source of this 352-nucleotide messenger RNA. NCBI's taxonomy places the organism in Eukaryota, Phaeophyceae, Ectocarpales, Ectocarpaceae. The record is from the annotation of a GenBank genome assembly.
AUGGUCCAGCGCAACAGCGGCAACUCAUCGUGUAUCAUCACGCAUGAGUGGAAAACACGCGCAUCCCGGGUCAGGCGGAGUCCUGAGCACUGGAUACUGCCCGCAUUGCGCAUCCCGAGAGAGCGAGAGCGAGGGAGCGAGACAGACGCACACACACUGAACACGCUAAACUGGUUCGAGGUGAAGAGAAGGGAAGAGAAGAAAAAACCUUUCGAACAACGGCAGCCGUAGCCGCAGCAGCAGCCGCAGCAGCCGCAGCAGCAGCACCAGCAGCAGCAGCAAGGUUUUUGGCGGACGGGCGUUCGAGAGAGGAGACAGCGAACUCGACUACAGCAGCCGUGGUUGGCGCUGA